GAAAUCAGCGGGAUCUUGACUCAUCUGGAGUCUUAUUCAUCUCUUUUCCUCAAACUUCUUCCACAAAAUGAUGCGUUUCUUGCUGCUGUUCAGCAGGCAGGGGAAGCUGCGCCUGCAGAAGUGGUUCACACCAAUGUCAGACAGGGAGAAGAAGAAGGUGAUCAGGGACAUGACCAUGCUGGUUUUGGCUCGUCAACCGCGUUCAUGCAACUUCCUCCACUGGAGGGAUCUGAAGAUCGUCUACAAAAGGUAUGCCAGCUUGUAUUUCUGCGCAGGUAUGGAGAACCAUGACAAUGAGCUGCUCUGUCUGGAGGUGCUGCACAGAUACGUUGAGCUGCUGGAUAAAUACUUUGGUAAUGUUUGUGAGCUGGACAUCAUUUUCAAUUUUGAAAAGGCAUACUUCAUCCUGGAUGAGUUUAUAAUGGGAGGAGAAAUCCUGGAAACAUCCAAAAUGGCUGUUGGCGCAGCGCUUGAGGAGGCCGACAGUCUUCAGGAGACUUUGGACGAAUACAUGAACAAGCCAGCCUACUGAGCCAUGAAUGAAACUGGAGAUUCAUCUCUGCAAAUAUUGUGCAUAGUGAUCACCAAGGGCCCCUGGUUUUAAUAC
This is a messenger RNA of Synchiropus splendidus (mandarinfish), 607 nucleotides long. RefSeq names its product adaptor related protein complex 1 subunit sigma 3a (gene ap1s3a). The transcript has 5 exons. The record is from RefSeq and is a predicted model, not a curated record. Gene Ontology annotation, biological process: vesicle-mediated transport; intracellular protein transport. Lineage: Eukaryota; Metazoa; Chordata; Actinopteri; Syngnathiformes; Callionymidae. Gene Ontology annotation, cellular component: AP-1 adaptor complex; membrane coat; intracellular membrane-bounded organelle. Gene Ontology annotation, molecular function: clathrin-cargo adaptor activity. The coding region runs from base 68 to 532 and encodes 154 amino acids.